Messenger RNA from Penicillium angulare, 300 nucleotides. RefSeq lists its product as uncharacterized. The transcript has a single exon. Lineage: Eukaryota; Fungi; Ascomycota; Eurotiomycetes; Eurotiales; Aspergillaceae. The record is from RefSeq and is a predicted model, not a curated record. Bases 1 to 300 code for a protein of 99 amino acids.
AUGCACCCUCCUCGUAUAACUACCUUAUCUCUACAUCCACCCAAUAAAUCUACCCGGGCCACCUCAACUCUCCGCACACGCCACACGCGAUGCCUGUCAACGCAUACGACAUGGAAGCGACCACAACCCCAACCACAAUACCUCGCACAAAAGUCCCAACAUUCACGCUGCCAACUGCGUUAUCCUCGACAAUUAAAAUUCCACUUCUCAACAACAAAUGCCUCUAAAGCUCAAGAACCAAACUUCUACAAGACACUUGAGCUCCCUCCCACCGCAACAGCUCAGGAAAUCAAAAAGUAA